AUGUGUGCGUGUAUGAGAUGGGAAUGGGUGGUGCACAGGGGUUUUUGUAUAAGAACUGUCAGAAGAGGGCGGUAAUGUACCGUACACAAGAGUGCCAUCUGCCGUUAAAUAGUGGUGAGCAAAACCGUUCAUUUCAGUGAACCGGGAUCAACCAAAAGUAGAAGAAGAAAAAGAAGAAGAAGAAGAAGAGGAAGAAGAAGAAGAAGAAGAAGAAGAAGAAGAAGAAGAAGAAGAAGAAGAAUGGGGCUUGGUGGGUAUUAUUGUUGUUUUAAGAGUAUGAAUCAUUUUCAUUUUGUUUUUUACAAGUUCAUCUGAAAUUCCGCAUAAACCGUAAUCACUUAUAUCACUUUUACUUUGUGUUUCAGGAACGUUUGUCGUCAUUGGAGCCGGGGCAGGUCAGCAUUUUUGAAGUGUCAAGUAUUUCACACUUACCUUCAUGUACGGGAGCCUUACAUCUACCUUCUGUCUUUUUCUCUGUCCAUGAGCAGUGGGUACUGUGGCCCUGGUCCCUGUUGCUCUCGGGGCAGCAGGAUUUACUUCAGCUGGAAUAGCAGCGGGUUCACUGGGAGCUAAAAUGAUGUCAGCUGCUGCAGUUGCUAAUGGAGGUGGGGUGGCAGCAGGGAGUGUUGUAGCUACUCUACAGUCAGCAGGUAAUCACCACUCUCAAAUAAUGAUUAAUUACCUUAUGCUGUCAGAAAUGCAUAAUCAGUAAGUGUCAUUAAUAUUUUCACAUGAAAAACCAUAAUACAUUACAAGACAUUAAAGUCCUUUAUUGUCGUCCAGAUUGAUUUAUUUGCUUGGGUCACCUGUCUGGCUGCCAUCAGCAUCAUGUCAGGCACUGCACUGCCAUGUUAUUUUUUCUUUUGAAAUUCCUAACCAUGUUUUCUCACUUUGUCCUCUCCUUUAAACCACUCUUUUUUUUUCUGAAAAAAAAACAAAGUCAAAAUUUCAACAUGAUGUCAUGAAUCGGAGUUAAACAAAAAGGGAACGGACCCAAAUGCAGACCAAAAAAAAGGGGGGUUAAUUUAAAAGGAAUUAAAUAAGAAACAACAAGAACUUAAUAUAAAUCUAUAAAACUUAUAAGACAGGACUACAGGGGGACAGAAACACUAAGAAAAAACACUCAAAUAACAAAACCAGGGGAAAACUAAAUACCAGAACAUAUCAUGACAACUGCUGAUAAGCAAACUCUCAAUGUUGAUUUUUGUCCUUUUUAAACUUUUUUUAAAAUCAGCCGCGGGGAUGAUUGUGCUUGAGGUGCGCAUGCAUGUUCUUUGUUGACCUGUUGAGGAAUAGCACCCAAAGUUAAUUAUUUAGUGCAAUUUUGUUUACAGACUCGAGACUCCACUUUAUUUAUUGUUUAAUAGUUAUGUGUGGAGUGAAGUUUUUGUUCCGUACCAGAGACGAGGUCUAUUUUUUAAUUGUUUGUAGUUGUGAUUUUGUUUUUUAUUUGAAUGCAGUUUUUGAUAAAACAGAAUGAGGGUCCAUUUUGUUUUCAUUGUUUUUUGGUUAUCUUGUUUGUUUAUUAUAUUUGUUCAUCCUGGUUCAAAGUUCUUAAUCUUGAGCAAUUAAAGUUUAUUGCCUUUGACAUGGUGUACUCGCAUUAUUACGCCAUAUAUUAUCAUUAUCUAUAAUUUAAGAAACGGUGUCAAUAAUAUCGUUUAUCAGCAAUAAUUUGUAGCACAAUUAUCGUCCAGCAAAAUUUGUUAUCGUGACAGGCCUAAUGCCAGGAAUACAAGAUGGAAUCUCAAAAUCUGUUUUCGUCUUGCAAUCGAGCGGCCAUAAUGACAAAAGUCGAGCAGUUAGGUCUUUAAUUUUAGAACAAGAUUCUACCAUUUCUCUCGCAGCUAAAUAAAAUCUUCUGUAAUCUCUCUGCAGGUGCAGCCGGCCUGUCGGGAGCUGCUACAACAGCUGUGGCCAGUGUUGGGGGAGCUUUCGGUUGGCUAACUACCCGCUUUGGCAGAUGAACAGCACCUUUUGAAUUCAAGAAAGCAUGAUCUGUUUUGUGAUGUAUUUGCCAAACAUGUGUAAGAGUGUUUAAGUAUUAAUUCAACCAUUUGUGUCCAUAAAUUUGAUAAUUGUUAUUGAUUUAAGAUGUUCUGAGACUGGGUUCUUGCAUGUUGUGCUGCUGAUCUGUGCAUUGAUAGUUCUUUCCAACACUAUAAUGAGAAGUAAAAUUUCAUUUCUCUUGGUUUACUGCAGUGAAUUCAAGCAGUCGCUGAACUCUUCAGUCUCCUGCUCAAGAACAGUCUUAUCUCAAUAAAACUUUUAUUGCUUUUGAUACAUGUCAUUGUAAAAUAAUAAAGUUAUUUAAAUCCACCUGAGCCUCGCCAUUUGCAAUGUCAUUGACUGAAUAUGAUGAGCUGUUUUAACGACAAAAUAAAUAGCUAAAAAGUUGAAUACCUGUGACUUUGACAAAGGAGGCAAAUUUUUGUCAACCUAUACAAAAAUAGAGGGACUUGGAUUGCUGCGUUGCCUCUGAAAUCUGCCUGUUAGCAGGGAAAUACUGUCCUCUACUGGUACAAAAUUCGUGGUGCAUGGAUUUUCACAGAAUAUAAAUUCCUUACUUAAAAAUAACGAAAAAACUCCACCAGGUGAUUUCACUGAUUAGUGAGGUAAUCAGUGAAACAUCUGGUGGAGUUUUGGGUUGGAAAGUAAACCUGAUUGCCCACCCCUAAUGUAUUUCGUUCACAGGCGCACUAAGUUUCGUUUCUCAUGAAAUGGGCUGAAACCCAAAGCAAACCCGAACCUGUGGCGAACUACCGAAUUUGCAGUAAGGGCGAAACAUGGACUUCUGUGAGUAUCUCUGUUUCCUAAGAAAAACUAGUUAUUUAAUGAGAUUAAGCCUGCUGUUUUAUUUAUCUUUUCAAAUUAUCAUUUUACUCAUAGUACCUAAUAAUAACUCCUGUAAGAGGUUAUGUCAAACAAGAGCCGAUUGCUGUUUUUAAUGUGUUUCAGAUACAGCUGCUGCCGUUGUAGCAGGAGGAGGUAAAAUUUUCCUUUAUAAACUUUUUUUGUUUAAACUCUGGGGUGGUGUGUUUCAGAGAAAAGUAAAAAGAGUUACACAUGAUCCGUCUUGAAUGGCCAACAUAUUUUUUUUACACGAAGUUUUUCUCUGCUGUGUUUUUGUCUUUGAGCAGUGGGCGCUGUGGUUCUGGCCCCUGUUGCUCUCGGGGCAGCAGGAUUUACUUCAGCUGGAAUAGCAGCGGGUUCACUGGGAGCAAAAUUGAUGUCUGCCACUGCUGUUGCUAAUGGAGGUGGGGUGGCAGCAGGGGGUGUCGUGGCUGCUCUGCAGUCAGCAGGUAACCUUGGGCUAAGAUAAAGAUGUUAUAACUCGUUAAGACAAAAUUGGUCAACAGUAAGGAGAGUGGGGUAAGUUGAGCCAAAGGGUAAGUUGAGCCGCCCCCUGUUGCUUGAAAAUGGUAAAACAAAUUGAUCAUAUGACCAAAUAUUUAGGCGAUGGGCAUCAAUUCAUGGAGUCUGUGAAGUUUAGAAGCACAUGGGUGAAGGGGUUACAUUUAUUUAAAAAAAAAAAAAAAAAAAACAUUUUUCACUCUUGAAAGUGAAUUUAGUCUUUCAUAAAUUUUUUAUUAGAAUUGUGUUCAGACCAAAAAAGAUCAUUUUAAAUUAGUUUUAUACAAACACUUCUGGUAUCUGUGAGCCACAACACAAGGUCAAAAACUUAACAUAAAAGUCCACCAUUUUAGCUUAGCGGACUAAUAAAGUCAUAAUAGUGGUAUUGAGGUAACUAACUAAGUUAAUUAGUCUGAUUAGAGGAUCAGAGUUUCAGUUCAGAUUGUCGAAAUGUGUUCCUUGUUCUUUUCAAAAAUACAGCUGUGAAUGUUCUGAAUCACUUAAAGGCAUUCUCAUGUUAAAAUGGCUUUUUGCAGCUUAUAUGCAAUUAUAAUUAAAAGAAUGAUUGUACCAGUUGAAUAGUGUAUAAUAGAUAAAAAUACAAAUGAAUGUGAAGAAAUCAUUGAUAUUUAGGGAGAGAGAAGGUGAGGGAGGGCUGGAGUGGAGAGUGGGGGGGUAGUAGGGAUACGGCUCAACUUACUCCACUCCUACAGUCAACUUACCCCAUACACGGGGUAAGUUGACUGUAGGAGACCACUUUUCUUGGCAUGUUUUAUUAUCAAGACAGUUGUGUUUACACUCAUUUUGUUGGUUUGCAGGGAUCCACAACAUCUUGGAACACUAGUUAGAGACAAAUCUAUGAUUGCCUUGAUGUAGUGAUCUGAAAUAUGAAAAAUGGUUAAUCUUACCCCACUCUCCCCUAUAGUUUAUCAGCAAAAAUUGAAGAAAACAUUGUGAAAGUGGUACUGAUUCUGUUUUCCUGCAGCUCAAAAGUCCUCUGUAAUAUUUCUGCAGGUGCAGCAGGCCUGCCUGCUGCUGCUAAUGCAGCUGUGGCCGGCGUUGGAGGAGCUGUGGGGUGGCUGUGGGGUGGCUAAUCAGGACAAUUAAAAUACAAGAUUCAUUAACCGCAUUGUAAUUUUGCCAGAAGAAGGACGCUUGAAAAAAGGUAACAUAUAAAUGGCGCUAUCGGUGACACUAAUGCUAUUUAAAGACAAUGCAGAUUAUUUCUUGUUUCUAAAUUAUUGUUCUCUCUUUUGAGUUGCUUGGUAUGUAUAUAUUAAUAUUUUUUGUGCUCUUCACCAGAAUAUGAAAAAUGCACCGUCUGUUCUAUUGCCAAUCCAAGGGAAUCAAUAACAUGUGACCCUCAUAGUGCUGAAGAGGACAAGUUGGGCUCUCACCACAUCCAACAUUCAACUGUAUGA
This is a messenger RNA of Xyrichtys novacula (pearly razorfish), 4775 nucleotides long. The record is from the annotation of a GenBank genome assembly. NCBI's taxonomy places the organism in Eukaryota, Metazoa, Chordata, Actinopteri, Labriformes, Labridae.